GGAGGACAUUUCUUCUUUCUCAUCAGAGAGCGCGCGCGACAUUGUUUUACAAACUUCCGACCCGGAAGUGGGAAAUGUAUGGGACGCCCUUGAUGAUGAAUUGCUAAUGAAUGUCUUGAAAAUAGUCUCCUUCCACUGAUUAACUCAAGCCAUGUUAACCCAGGUGAAAGGAGAGAGAGAGAGAGAGAGAGAGAGAGAGAAACAAAUCACUAGCAAACUUUAGCGAGCUCCAGUGAGGUCGUUCUAAUGAAGGAAGUUAAUAUAGUUUGUUUGUUUUUGGUUUUUUUCUGGCUGUAGGCUACAAACUCAUCACACUGAAGCCCAGCUCUCAUUAAACUCAUUAAGGCAUUAAUGGGCUUCAGACAUCUGUUUAAGCAGGUUACGGUGACCGGAGUUUGCAGACAUCUCUAGCGUCCCCCCCCCUUUUUUUUCCCUUGCCUUGUGUCCUUGUCCCUGCCUCCAGCCUGGGAAGAGCCACCCAGCGACCUCUCUGAUUGGACCUGCUGGUUUGUCUUGACGCGGGUUGAGCGGUGCGAACUGGAGGACGUGUUUCAACAGAUGGUUAGGGUUUGGUGUGUGUCAUCACAUUGAAGAAAGGAUUAGAGGAGGAAGGUUGUCCUCCGGGAGCUGUGUGGUCCCCACUUACAGCAGCGCAGCUUCAGGAGAGAGCGCAAAGUGAGGACGCAGUUCUCGCUUCAUCUGCAGCACGACACUUUUCCGCUCUUGUGUGUCAGAUUGGCUUGUGAAAAGCUCCAUAGUGCAGCAGCGUCAUCCUCUCUGUCUUCCAUCAUGAAGCCCGUGUGCCUGGCAUGGCUGUUGGCCUUUGCCCUGGCCUCUCCACUGUCCUGCUCGGCCUCCACCACACGGAGUCAGAGCCUUCGGGGCCGAGUGCAGCGAGACCGCCGCAACAUACGCCCCAACAUCAUCCUCAUCCUGACCGAUGACCAGGACGUAGAGCUGGGCUCAUUGCAGGUGAUGAAUAAAACUCGUAGAAUCAUGGAGGAAGGUGGCACAAUGUUCACUAACGCCUUUGUGACGACGCCCAUGUGCUGCCCGUCCCGCUCGUCCAUGCUGACGGGGAAGUACGUUCACAACCACAACACAUACACCAACAACGAGAACUGCUCCUCUCCGUCAUGGCAGGUACAGCAUGAGCCUCGCUCCUUCGCUGUCUACCUCAACAACACAGGUUACAGGACAGCUUUCUUCGGGAAAUACCUCAACGAGUACAACGGCAGCUACAUUCCUCCUGGGUGGCGCGAGUGGGUGGGGCUCAUCAAAAAUUCCCGCUUCUAUAAUUACACAGUCUGUAGGAACGGCUACAAGGAGAAGCACGGAGCGGACUAUGCCAAGGACUACUUCACAGAUCUGAUCACCAACGACAGCAUCAACUUCUUCCGCAUGUCAAAGCGCAUGUACCCGCACCGGCCAGUUAUGAUGGUGAUCAGUCACGCGGCACCCCACGGUCCAGAAGAUUCGGCGCCCCAGUAUGCAGAGUUCUUCCCCAAUGCCUCCCAGCACAUCACACCCAGUUACAACUACGCUCCUAACAUGGACAAGCACUGGAUCAUGCAGUACACGGGCCCUAUGAAGCCCAUCCACAUGGAGUUCACUAACUUCCUUCAGAGGAAACGACUGCAGACUCUGAUGUCCGUAGAUGACUCUGUGGAAAAGAUAUACAAUGCACUAGUGGACACAGGCGAGUUGGACAACACCUACAUCAUCUAUACAGCAGACCAUGGUUACCACAUUGGACAGUUUGGUCUGGUCAAGGGGAAGUCAAUGCCAUACGACUUUGAUAUAAGAGUCCCGUUCUUUGUGAGGGGGCCAAAUGUGGAACCUGGAACCAGGAACAAUCACCUUGUUUUAAACAUUGAUCUGGCGCCUACGAUCCUGGACAUCGCAGGCCUGGAUACUCCUUCAGAUAUGGACGGCAAGUCCAUCCUGAAGCUUCUGGAGCAGGAGAAGUCUAACAAUAGAUUCAAACUGAACCGCAAACCUAAGGUCUGGAGAGACACAUUCCUUGUGGAGAGAGGCAAAAUUCUGCGCAAGAAAGAAGAGACCACGAGCAGCGUGAGCACAGCGCAUACCAACAGUCUGCCCAAGUACAAGAAGGUCAAAGAGGCAUGCCAGCAGGCCGAGUUUCAGACGCCCUGUGAACAGCCUGGACAGAAAUGGCACUGCGUAGUGGAUGUUGCGGGGAAGUGGCGCCUGCAGAAGUGUAAGGGCAGCCUGAAGGCAGCGUCCAGGAAGAGGGCACGCAGCCUGAGACUGCGCUCCUACAGCGCCCGUGGGAAAGAGUGCCACUGCGAAGACAGAGCGUAUAAAGCGGCAAAGAGUGAACGCCGAGCACACAGACACCUCUCACAGAGCAGCAGACAACGUUACAGGCCGCGUUUCGUCCACACUCGGCACGCACGCUCGCUUUCAGUGGAGUUCGAGGGUGAGAUUUACGCCGUGGACCUGCAGGAGGAUGACAAGCUGGCUGCAGAGCCCCGGCCGAUCAGCAAGCGCCAUUACGAGCCCGAUACCUCCUUUGACCCUGACUUUAAUCUGGAGUCGGAUGAUGCUUCAGAGGAGAUGCUGGCUGAUGAUACUAAUGCUGUCGGCUACCCCAAUUCACUCAAAGUCACACACAAAUGCUACAUCCUGCUGAAUGACACCGUGCGCUGUGAAAGAGAGAUCUAUCAGUCUUCCAAAGCCUGGAAAGAUCACAAGAGUUUCGUCGACCAGGAGAUCGAGCUGCUCCAGGAUAAGAUGAAAAAGUUACGAGAAGUCCGCGGGCACCUGAAAAGCAGAAAGCCAGAUGAGUGUGACUGUGGAAAGAAAAGCUACUAUAGCAAAGAGAAAGAGGACAGAAACAAACCGGAGAGGGUGAAGAGCAGGAAUGGCCGUCUCCAUCCCUUUAAAGAAACGGUGCAGGAGGUGGACAGCAAGGCCCAGCUCUAUAACGAGAUCCGUCGAAGGAAGAAAGAGAGGAAAGAGAGGAAGAGGCAGAGGAAGGGAGACGACUGUAGCCUGCCUGGUCUCACCUGCUUCACCCACAACAACGACCACUGGCAGACCGCCCCCUUCUGGAACCUGGGAGGUUUCUGUGCCUGCACCAGUUCCAAUAACAACACAUACUGGUGUCUGAGGACCAUAAAUGAAACCCACAACACGCUCUUCUGCGAGUUUGCAACUGGAUUCCUGGAGUACUUCGAUCUGAACAGUGACCCUUACCAGUUGAGCAAUGCGGUUUACACGGUGGAUCGAGACGUCCUGAACCAGCUCCAUCUGCAGCUGAUGGAGUUGAGGAGCUGCCAGGGCCACAAGCAGUGCAACCCCAGACCCAAAAGCACAGACACAGCACACAACCUGCAUGGGGCGGGCGCCGACCUUAAGCUGCCCAACUUCACUGAGGACGCCAACUGGCAAGGACUGGCACAACUGUACAGCGUGAACGAGAGUCUGUUUGAGCACAGACACGACUACAGUCCCAGCCUGGAAGACUGGGCCAACUUUGCGAAGGAUGUAGAUAGUAUGUUUGCACUGCUGAGCAAUUUAAAGAAACUGAACCAAACUGAGACGCUGGAGCCAUGGGCAGACCUGGGGUCGGGGGCCGGGGAUCUGGAGGAGUCCAGUGGUGCAGGAGUUGCUGAGCAAGUGGUGCUCACUGUAGGACCUCAAAAACCUACCCCCAUGACCCCUCUGACUCCUCAGUGGACCCAUAAAUCAGCCAAUGAUCUCCCAGAAGGACUUCCUACUAAACCUUCGGACCAUGCCUCAAACCGUUGGGAAGACUUGAGGCCUCAGAACCUGCAGAACGUGCUGGACCGAGAGGACUUGAGCUUCAGCGGGAAUGGACUCACCGAGCUCGAAACGCGCCAUGAUUUUCUGUUCGGCAGCUCCACCUUGGAGACAGAGCAAGAUCUCAGUAGAACAAGAGGAGAAAAAGGAGGACAUAUUACAGAAACUGAGGAGGAGGAAGACAUCUUUGAGGCCCAGAUCUACCUACCAGCCAUGCUUCCAUCCCAAGCAGAGGAGACAACCAUAUCCCAGCCUCCUCUACAAAAUCUCCAUAUGAUCCAUGUCCAAGUGCCCCAUGACCCUCAGGACCCAGAAGGCAGUGGUCUCCCAAUUUCCCCCUCCAGCACAUUGCUCUGAGGGAAAAAAAAAAUGACCUGAAGCCAUUUAUGCUUAGAGACACUAAGUGCUGGAGCUCAGAGAUUGGGCUAAAUAUUGUAUUAUGAGACAUAAUUUUAUUGUUUUUUGUUUUUUUUUUUUUUUUACUGGUGCUUUCAUUUAUUAGAAAUCAGUGUUAUGUGUUUUGUAAGAUAUGCCUAUAUAUAUAUAUAUAUAUAUAUAUAUAUAUAUAUAUAUAUAUAUAUAUAUAUUUAGAGAUCAAGAACCUUAAUGCAGCUUAAAUGUUGGGUUUAUGUAAAUUUCAAGUAGAGAACACCAGCAACACAGAGCUGUAAUGUAUUUUUGUAAAGGAUCACAAGUUCUGUUGGUGAAACCAUUGCACUCAGACAUAAAAGAACCACAAAAAAAAGCAUGGUGAAAUGGUGAAAGGUUUAAUGCACUUUCUCAAAGACUGACCAUCUUAACAGUACAUGGAGGACACCAGGCUUUAACCUGAGAGCACAGAACAACCAGAAAGACUCUACAAUAUUAUCUAAAAUAUAUCUAAAAUACUCCUGGAUAAGGAGGUUACAGUCCUAAAGUCCAGAUUUUUUCCAUUGCCCUUAUUUUUAAAAUACUAUUCAGAUUUUUAUGCAUUAGUAAUUGUCUAGAAGAAGGUGUUUGUUUUCUGUUUAAUUGCACAACACAACAUUUAGGUUUACAGUAUUACACCCUGCUUGAGCACAUUUUUUUAGUCACGUUGUUGAGAGAUUAUAAGGUGAAACUGGUUCAUGGGAAUGGUUUUGGUUCAUUCCGCAGCUGUAUUUAGUUUACAUAUAAUGCAUACACAUGCACACGAGCACGUUCACAAGAUUUUCUGAACCAGCAGUACAUCAGCCUGGGAUAUUAGCAGAUCAGAGGAAACUCUGGCCGUUGUGAACCUACAAUCAGAACCAAGUGCUGCUCUGUGUCCGUACUCGUCCUCUCGCUCUUUAUUUUGGAAACAGAAAAAUGUCUGAUUUUUAUGGCUGAGGUAAAAUAUGUUGAUCUCUGGACUGGUUAUACUGAAAUGCAUAAAAUGCUGUUUUUUUUUAAUCCAUUGGAGGUGUUGAAACAAUUCUGGCUUCUGGAAAGCCAAGAAGCUGUUAUGAAAUAAACCUUUGUCAAACCUG
Messenger RNA from Pangasianodon hypophthalmus (striped catfish), 5276 nucleotides. RefSeq names its product sulfatase 1 (gene sulf1). Gene Ontology annotation, cellular component: cell surface; Golgi apparatus; plasma membrane. The transcript has 20 exons. The record is from RefSeq and is a predicted model, not a curated record. Lineage: Eukaryota; Metazoa; Chordata; Actinopteri; Siluriformes; Pangasiidae. The coding region runs from base 790 to 4146 and encodes 1118 amino acids. Gene Ontology annotation, molecular function: calcium ion binding; glycosaminoglycan binding; N-acetylglucosamine-6-sulfatase activity.